AUAUGGGCACGAGCUAUAUAAGCUACUGAGCCAGCUCCAAAUUAAACAUUAUCGCUCAAGAGCUUUAGACAAACCCAACUAACCAGCAAAAUGUACAAGUUUUUGGUUCUCGCUGCCCUCAUCGCCUGCUCUGCGGCUAAGCCAGGAGUUGUUGCCCCGUUAGCUGCUCCUCUAGCUGCCCCUCUGGCCUACGCCAAUGCUCCUCUGUACGCCGCAGGCGGCAGCAGCCAGGUGGAUGUCCGCAACAACUACGACGGAACUCUGUCCUCCUACACCACUGCUCCCUUCGAGUUCACUGCCCCCUACUCCAGCCGCUAUGUGUCCGGAAUCCCAGCUGCUCCCGCCGUAGUUGCCAAGUACGCUGCUGCUCCCCUGGCUGCUCCCGUUGCUGCUCCUCUAGCUGCUCCAGUCGCUGCUCCUUUGGCAGCUGCUCCUCUGGCCGCUGCUCCUUAUGCCGCCGCCGCUUACUCCGCCUACCCCUACGCCUCGCCCUACGCCGCCCCCUACCUGGCAUCUCCUUACGCCGCUCCCUACGCCGCUCCCUACGCUGCUCCUAUCGCCGCUGCUGCCCCAGCUCCAGUGGUGGUCUAAGGACACCCGUUAACCAAACCAAACUUUAGACAAUUUUUGUAAAAAUAAAACUUGAUAUUAAAUUUCGAACAAAAAA
This is a messenger RNA of Drosophila eugracilis, 667 nucleotides long. RefSeq names its product cuticle protein 16.5. Bases 91 to 591 code for a protein of 166 amino acids. The transcript has 2 exons. The record is from RefSeq and is a predicted model, not a curated record. NCBI's taxonomy places the organism in Eukaryota, Metazoa, Arthropoda, Insecta, Diptera, Drosophilidae.